Drosophila albomicans is the source of this 1797-nucleotide messenger RNA. RefSeq lists its product as uncharacterized. The record is from RefSeq and is a predicted model, not a curated record. The transcript is spliced from 2 exons. NCBI's taxonomy places the organism in Eukaryota, Metazoa, Arthropoda, Insecta, Diptera, Drosophilidae. The coding region runs from base 68 to 1684 and encodes 538 amino acids.
AAAUAGUUGAUGUCAGUCUCGUUUGAUCUGUCGUCUAUAAAACUGCUGGUAAAACUUAAGCGGCAAUAUGUUUUGUAAGCUUGGGCUCUUAUCACUGGCCCCGUUAGCGAUAACAACAAUCCUAAGUGCGCAACUGGUAGAGGCUGAAGCAGCGCAUCGUUGGUUUUCAGGGGAACAUCAGAGUAAUGAGGAUCAGAGGGGAGCUCAUUACCAGGAGCAGAGAGGACACCACAAUCACGGGCAUUACCAUGGACAUCAUCACGGACAUGAUUACAAUCCCAAUCAAUUAAACGAUCGUUUUCCGAGCAUCGGGUAUAAUGGCCCCCCAUUUUAUGGGCCCGUUUAUGGCAACCAGCAUCGAGGAGGUGCAUAUCCGGGUCAAGGGUUUGGAUCUCAAGAGCCUAGCUUUGGUAUAAAUGGUCAGCAAGGCGUCGGGUUCGGAGGUCGCAGCCCCAAUGGAGGUUACGGAGGACGCCCAGGUUUUGGGAAUGCUUACCAACCGAGGCCAGGACACGGUGGUGGUGUCCCGCCUUAUCAGAGCGGUCAACCAGGUCAGGGAUAUGGUCCCAAUGGAUUUCAACAGCCUGAACAGGGCUAUGCUGGGGGUCCAUUGCAACCACAGCCAGAAGUGCAACAACCUGGCGUAGGUCUUAUUUUCAACGGUGUAAAUCCACUGCAACCACGACCAGGACAAGGAUUGCCAUAUCCUGGAGGACCCCAACAACCUAGCCAAAGCCAAUCUGGAAGCGUUGGAAAUACAUUACAACCACGGCCAGAACAAGGAACUGCAGAUCCCUUUGGCGUUCAAAAACCUGACGAAGGCUUCAGUUUCAACAAUGACAAUUCAUUCCAACCUCGACCAGGGCAGGGACUGACACAUCCAGGUACAGCCCAACUUCCUAACCAAAGUCAGCCUGGAAGCAUUGGAAAUCCACUACAACCACGGCCAGGAAAAGGAACUACUGAUACCAUUGGCAAUCAACUAGUCGAGGAAGGUUCACUUUUCAACAGUGCCAUUCCACAACAACCUCGACCAGGACAGGGGCAGCCAUAUACGGGAAGACCUAUCCAAAGCCAACCUGGAAGCAUUGGAAGUCCACUGCAGCCGCGGCCAGGACAAGGAACUACAGAUCCCUUUGGGCUGCAACAACCCGACGAAGGGUUUAGUUUCAAUGGUCAAGGAUUGCCACAUUCAAGUGGGCCAAACCAAAGCCAAUCUGGAAGCGGAAGUCCAUUGCAGCCACGUCCAGAACAAGGUCAAAUCGAACAGUCCUAUCCAAUUGGACUCCAGCAACCAAGUCAAGGUCAAUCUGGAAGUCCAUUACAACCACGACCUGGACAAGUGAGCUCUAACUUAAUUUCUUUCCCGCACGCAGAACAUACUGGCAAUGUUCCAUCUGGUGACUCAUUUCAAUCGCAUCCCAAAGAUUUCUCUGUUCAGCCACACUCUGGUCAACAUAAUCAGACUUCGUCGAAUUUGGACCAAAGUUCGGAUAGCAAUCAAACCGACCACACUGUUGACGAUAAUAUAUUUUCUAUUUUUAAUACGAAAGAAAACGAUAUAAAACCACUCUCUGUGGACACUCAGCCACAAUCAAUAGAGGGACGCUUUCUCUUAUCCACCGAUCCAAAAUGUAAAGAAGGAUCCGAUGUUAGAAGCGGUCGCUGCCGCCAAAGUGCAUAAACUGCGCUUCAAAAAAACAAUUUGAAACUAAUCAGCUUUAAAGAUCAAACAACCUAUUUGUGAUUGGCUACAUAAAUAUUUAAUAAACAUUUUGAAAACGAUGCAUCAGUAAA